CGAUUUAGCGUCAAUCUCGCUCUCUCGCUAUCUCUCUCUCUCUGAGUCAAAAAUCUGAAACAGAAGAACAGAGUCCACAAUCUAGUUCCUUCUGCACUGCCACGUACAUGGUCCAAUACGUUUGACGAACUACUCUUCCACUCUAGCAAAAGGACACGCCCUCUCCUGUUCUUUCUUUCUUUUACUUCUUCGAACUUUCUGCUCUUCUCUUCUCUUCUCUUUCUCUUUUUUGAGCUCUGUUCUUCUUUCUCAGGCAAUUCAAGAUGGGUCAUCAAAUGUUUUUAAACAACCACCAUGAAUCUAGCAGAGAUCAAGGUUUUGUUAUAGACAUAUACCCUCUUAGUAGCUACUACUUUGGUUCCAAAGACCCUCUUCCUUUCAGAGACGAGACCUUAGCUGAUCGUGUCCAGAGGAUGAAAUUAAACUAUCAAACUCGUGGAUUGAGGACGUGCGUGGAGGCAGUUAUUUUGGUUGAGUUGUUCAAACAUCCACAUGUUUUGCUAUUGCAAAUAAAAAAUUCCAUCUUUAAGCUUCCUGGUGGUCGCAUAAGACCUCAUGAAUCAGAGGUUGAAGGAUUGAAACGUAAGCUAUCAAGAAAGCUCUCUCUAAAUGAAGACAAAACCGAUUGGGAGGUGGAUGAAUGCCUUGGGAUGUGGUGGAGGCCUGACUUUGAAACUUUGUUGUGUCCAUACAUGCCCCCUAAUGUAAACUCUCCUAAGGAAUGCACAAAACUCUACCUUGUGAGGUUACCGAUGAGUCGAAAGUUCAUUGUACCAAAAAAUCUUAAACUGCUUGCGGUUCCAUUGUGCCAGAUUCAUGAAAAUCACAAGACCUAUGGACCAAUAAUAUCGGGAAUACCACAGCUGCUAUCAAAGUUCUCCUUCAACAUUAUCAAUUCUUAAACUAGGCAACUUCAUUGUGAUUGAGGUGAGUACAGAGGUGGGGUAUACAGUUGUUAGAAAAGGCUUAUGGCAGGGACAUCUACUUCGUCAGAAGUCUCUAUAUAAAUAUUGUAUAUACAAUAGAAUCUUACAUGUAACUAACUAACUGGUAUUGAUGGUUUGUAAUGUUGAAACAGCAAUAUAUAUGUUGCAUUAAUA
This is a messenger RNA of Manihot esculenta (cassava), 1100 nucleotides long. Its product is annotated as pre-mRNA cleavage factor Im 25 kDa subunit 1. The record is from RefSeq and is a predicted model, not a curated record. The transcript has 7 exons. The coding region runs from base 264 to 902 and encodes 212 amino acids. NCBI's taxonomy places the organism in Eukaryota, Viridiplantae, Streptophyta, Magnoliopsida, Malpighiales, Euphorbiaceae. Gene Ontology annotation, molecular function: mRNA binding. Gene Ontology annotation, cellular component: mRNA cleavage factor complex.